CGUACCUGGUCAACAGGAGCGUCUCCGAUGUAAACAAUGGAGUGUGAGUGGAGGUUCAAAUUACUCGGCCUUGAAUAGUUCAAUUAUCUACUUAUAAACCAACACAAAAGACAAAAAAUGUUUCGAUUUGCUUCGAAAUCUAAAGGUCAUCAGAAUGGAAGCCGUGAAUCUAUGGACAGCCAACUGAGUGGUUCCAGCAAUGAAAAUUUAUCCCCAAGCACCAAAGAGGGAAAAGAGGCUGUGGAUAAGAUUUUACACCAAAGAAUUUAUUUCAAGGUUUACUAUCUUGGAGUUGUUCAAGAGAUAAAUGUGACACACUCGAAGAAGAGAGACACAGAUGCCCAACUGAUAGACUUAGUGGAAGAGCACCAGAUUGAUGGCAAACUUGAAGUAGCAGCCAAGGAAGAGAACAGCGUACUCAUAUUUGUUUCCAGAUAUGGAAUCAAAGUUGUUAGUGGCCAAGAAGUUUUGCAAAGACACCCUCUACACACUAUUGCCCAGCUGAUUCAGUACAGUGAUGGAUUUAACAGACAAAACAUUGCUGUGAAGAUCGGACAAGUUGGGAAAAGUGUAUACCAGUGCUAUUUGUUUCAGUGCCAUAAUGAGGAUCAAGCACAAGCCAUUUGCCAAUGUGUCAGACUAAUCUUUAAUGCCAUCACCGCAAAGUCGUGACAGUGAAUGAAGGCUGAUACAUAGGAUAUGAAAGAACACAAGACACUUCUCCUGUUCAGCAUGGCAUGAAACUGAAUCUACAAAUCUGAAGGAGGAGAAGAUAUGAAAGUGCCUACCGGUUCCAAUCAUCUAUAGCGAUAGUGUGAAUGAGGAGUAAAAUGCAUCUGAAAUGCUCAGGGACUGAGUAAGGGUUCGUUUGUAGGGGUGGUGGGUUACCGCAUGAGGGUUAAUCGCGCUGGAAAACUUGUGCCUAAUUACUAGCCGAGUUUGUGUACAUAACAAAGUAGGAACAGCACAAUCGUGGUACCGCUACAUCCAGUGUCAGAUGUGCGGUAGGCAUUGGCGAUCAUGGUUCUCCAUUCAUUCCUUCACUCAGAUGCUCUUAAAAAAGCUACGUUGCCCUGAUCUUUCCCUGUUGCCCAUUUGUUAGGUUCCCGAAGCAGGUUGCUCUGGGCCUACCCAGCCUCGUUUGCCUUCAAUUUUGCCAGUGAGAACUAGAUGUUCAAGACCUUUAU
Molecule: messenger RNA, 1187 nt
Organism: Aplysia californica (California sea hare)
Lineage: Eukaryota; Metazoa; Mollusca; Gastropoda; Aplysiida; Aplysiidae
Exons: 6
Coding region: 118-672 (184 amino acids)
Biological process (GO): negative regulation of focal adhesion assembly; negative regulation of substrate adhesion-dependent cell spreading
Cellular component (GO): lamellipodium; cytoskeleton; ruffle
Molecular function (GO): integrin binding
Source: RefSeq, a predicted model, not a curated record